CGGCGGAUCUCAGCAUCCACUUCUCCGGCGUCGCGGCCUCUCCGCUCCUCUCCACGGCGUAUGGAAACCCUUCUCUCACACGCAAAAGGGGACAUCUCAUCACGACUCUUGGUAGCAGGCACUUCUCCGUAGUGGGCACUCCACUCAUCGUGUCGUCGUACGGGUUCUCCGCGAGAGGCUGUGGGGCCUGUGCCCGGGCGGGCGAGCAAGCGAGCGAGCGAACGAGCGCGAGCGCGAGCGCGAGCGGGCGAGCGCUGGUCGAGUGGGUCUAAGCGGCCGUGAGGACCUCUCCAGGAGUACCCGACAGAAGUCCUCUCCAUUCAUUCAUCCAUCCAUCCAGCCAGCCAGCCAGCCAGCCAGCCAAGCCAGCCAGCCAGCCAGCUAGGCAGGCAGCCACCCAGCCAGCCAGCCAGCCAUCCAUCCAUCCAUCCAUCCAUAGAGCGGCUCUUCUCCGUAGGAGAGUGUAUCCUCGACGAAGGUGGAGGCGAAGCGUAGAGUGGUACAUCUACCAUCGUCUCUCUAUCGGCGGAAUCCAAGGACUCCAAGACCCCCGUGUGAUUUCAGUCGGCCGCCGGCCGGCUCUGGCCGGCCACUAUCCUCGACCACGUGUGCAAGGUCGCCGUGUCACCCAGCGUGUCCCUCGUCCGUUUUGGGUUUCCGUGGCGCGAAACGGCAGCGGCGAUUCCGGGAGAGCCAUCCGAGUCGGCCGCCGGCCGACCGCGGCCUCGUGUACUCCGGUUAUGUGUGACGGCUCGCCGUGCGCCACGUGACGUCGCGUCGCCCAAGUCUCUUCAUGCCAGUCCUGCGGCGCGGGGCCGUUUCUCGGGAAGGUAUCCGGAGGACGACGACGGAUAUAUAGGAAAGAAAAUGGAUAAGACGGCCAGCAUCGACGGCGUCGUCAAGUAAAGUAUCGGCGCGGACGGGGCGGGUUGGAGUUCGAUACGGUUCGCUGAGAAAAAACACGGUCGGUGCGCGCAGCAUCUCGCGAAUCCGGAGCGCUACCAGUGAGCUGUAACGUGCCUGUGUGUAGAAAUUUGUUUUCGCGCCGUUGCAAAAGCUAUGCGUGCGUUUAAACGUCAUCACGGAAGGAGAGAAGGGGACGAGCACGGGCACCACAUUGAUUUCGGGGUCGAACGGCCCCGGUGUUGGUGAAAUCCUUUAUUUAAUUGUGCGCCCGUGCUCCGUCGUGCUAAUAAGUGAGCGGCGUGUGACUUGUGGCAUUGUGAGAUUAACUAAUAGUCGUGUGCACUGAUCUUCUCGAGUGAGCGAUCGCGCGACGAGUACUCUCUCUCUCUCUCUCUCGAGGUUCCGCGGUGAUCGAAGAUCGGACAUUCGGAUUUCGGAGUCGAUCGAUCGCGGGGGACGCGCGAGUGGUGGAUGAACUAGACGGUAGGGAAUCGUUAUUUGUCAAACGCUCUGGGACCGUGUCCCCUCAAGCGUGAACGCAUUGCUACACUGGAAUGCAACUUAAUGAUUAACAAAAGCGUGAGGCUGGUGCGGAAAGAAAAUAAAAAAAGAAUAGAAUAGAAUAAAGUAAGAUGAAAUAGAAAAGAGAAGAAGAAAAUAGGGUUAAAAGAAAGAGGAGAGAGCGCGAAGGGACAGAAAGGGAGCAGUAGCGUCAUAAUGCGCCGUUGUUACGGCUAGCGCCGGCCUCAACAUUCCGCGAAGCGCGAGCUUCAAGUACUUCGACGGCGUCGGGCUUGCCGAGAUGAGCGGUGGCAGCGGCGGCGGCGGAAACGGUGGCGGUAAUCAAGGCGGUAAUGGCAGCGCCACGACUUAUCACCAACACCAACAGCAGCAGCAGCAGCAGCAGCAACAACAGCAGCAGCAGCAACAGCAGCAGCAAUCGCUGGACCAGGCCGGCCUACUGUCGGACCUCAAUGGCAUUGACCUGGCGAUGAGCCUGUCGCCGAAGCAGCACUCGUCUCACGUGCAAGCUGCCGGCGGUGCCCACACUACGCCCUUCAGUGUCACUGAUAUCCUGUCGCCGAUCGAGGAGUCCUACCGGAAGCUCGAGCUCGCCGCCGCUGCCGCUGCCGUCGGUGUUGGUGUCGGCGUAGUGACGCAUUCUCAGGGUUCGCCUUACGGGAACGCGUGCGGUGCACGGGUGGGUGGUAACACCGGUAGCUCGAGCGCGAGCAGCGGCAGCCCGCCGCUCCACGGCGGUUCGACGCCCGGCGGCAGCACCCCCGGACCGGUAUCCGUUGCCAACGGGGCCGCCCCCGGUGGCGGUGGUAGUGCCGGCGGUGCCGGCGGAGGCAUGAGUGCCAUGGGUAAUCCUUAUGCAACCAUGCAGCUCACGUCGCAAUACCAAUAUUGCGCCGCGGAAUUGUCGCCGUACCAUCACGCCGGGCCCGGCGUGGGCGCCACGGCCACCGCCACGGACCCCAUGAGGUCGCACGCGGUGUCGUCGCACCAUCAUCCGUGGUACGCACCGGCGCCACCAGCCACCAACGAUCCGCGCUUUGCCAUCUCGCGGCUGAUGGGCGCCGCGGCGGCGGGCGCCGGGACCAACAUGGCCGGCUGCUCGGUGGGCCAGUCGAUGGGCGACAUGACCAAGUCGUCGGGAAUGGGGGUGGGCGUCGGCGUCGGAGUCGGCGUCGGCAUGGGCGUCGGCGCGAUGCAGUUCCCCCUCGCGCAGAGACGGAAGAGACGCGUGCUCUUCACCCAGGCCCAGGUCUACGAGCUCGAGAGGCGAUUCAAGCAGCAAAAGUACCUCAGCGCGCCCGAACGGGAGCAUCUGGCGUCCUUGAUUCAUCUAACGCCCACGCAGGUGAAGAUAUGGUUCCAAAAUCACCGGUAUAAAUGCAAGAGGCAAGCGAAGGAAAAAGCCAUGGCCGAGCAAAACGCCCAAAAUCAGAGUGCGAGUUCGCCGCGGCGGGUGGCGGUGCCGGUGCUGGUGAAGGACGGGAAGCCGUGCGGAAGCGGCGGCGGCGGCGGGAACGAGGGUAGCCGCGGCGGGCCCAGCGCGGCCCUGGCGAGUCCGGCGCCGCACAUGACGGCGGCCUCGAGUCCCCACGGCACCCAUCACGCGGCGGCCUCCUCGGUGUCCCAUCACUCGGUCGUCGCCGGAGUCAGCCACGUGAUGAGCUCGAGCCAGAGCCUGCAGCACUGCUCGUACACGCGGUCCGGCGCGCAGCAGGGCAUGCAGCAGCAGCAGCAGCCGCAGUGCGGCGCGUACCUACCACUGCAGGGUCGAGCCUGGUAG
Molecule: messenger RNA, 3208 nt
Organism: Vollenhovia emeryi
Lineage: Eukaryota; Metazoa; Arthropoda; Insecta; Hymenoptera; Formicidae
Product: homeobox protein Nkx-2.4-like
Exons: 4
Coding region: 1709-3208 (499 amino acids)
Biological process (GO): cell differentiation; regulation of transcription by RNA polymerase II
Cellular component (GO): nucleus
Molecular function (GO): DNA-binding transcription factor activity, RNA polymerase II-specific; RNA polymerase II cis-regulatory region sequence-specific DNA binding
Source: RefSeq, a predicted model, not a curated record